Vicia villosa (hairy vetch) is the source of this 642-nucleotide messenger RNA. RefSeq lists its product as uncharacterized. The record is from RefSeq and is a predicted model, not a curated record. The transcript has a single exon. Gene Ontology annotation, molecular function: RNA-DNA hybrid ribonuclease activity; nucleic acid binding. The coding region runs from base 1 to 642 and encodes 213 amino acids. Lineage: Eukaryota; Viridiplantae; Streptophyta; Magnoliopsida; Fabales; Fabaceae.
AUGGCUGUUAACGCUUACAGUCGAAGAAUUAGGGAAAUCAUUGUUAUGCCACAAGGUUCUCACAUACCAUUUACUGCAAGACUAAUGUUCGACUGCACCAAUAAUAUGGCAGAGUACGAAGCUUGUAUCAUGGGACUAGAGGAAGCCAUUGAUCUUAGAAUCGAGAUUCUGGAUGUGUAUGGAGAUUCUGCUCUAGUUGUCCAUCAGAUCAAAGGAGAAUGGGAGACUCGUCAUCCUGGUCUAAUUCCUUACAGAGAUUAUGCCCGAAGACUGCUGACCUUCUUCAAUAAAGUUGAAUUCCACCACAUACCUCGUGAGGAAAAUCAAAUGGCAGAUACAUUGGCUACUUUGGCUUCCAUGUAUCAAGUGAAGUUUCCAAAUGAAGCUCCCCAAAUUACAAUCAUGCGUCUAGAUAGACCAGCUCAUGUAUUCGCCGUUGAAGCAGUCACAGACGAUAAGCUGUGGUUUUAUGAUAUCAAACCUGGGGCAUCUAGCAAAGACAGAAGAACUUUGAGAAGGUUGUGUGGUAAUUUCUUCCUAACUGGGGAUGUGCUCUACAAAAGAAACUUUGACAUGGUGUUGCUCAUGAAGGAUCUUUUGGCACUCACGCCAAUGGACAUGCAAUGGAAAGAAAAAUGUUAA